UCUCUUCUGUCAGGUCCAAAGAGAGGAUUCAAGGUCAGCAAGAAUGGCUUUUUUGAAGUUCUCAGCUCUGACUAUACUGCUGCUGUCUGCCUACUGUUGGGCUGACAAUGAGGCAGAUGAUGUCACAGAAGAUCUGAGCAACCUUUCUGUGUCAGAACUUCUGGAGCGAGCCAAUAGUAAUCGGAUCCGUUCAGCUGAUGAGCCAUUGCUCACUGAAGGAGACAUUGCCAUUGACAGUGCUGCAGAGAGAAAUGCUGACCCCUGCACCAGUCGAAGUUGUACAUGGGGCAAGUGGAGUGAUGGAAAAGUCUACGUUCCUUAUUACAUCACGAAUCACUUCUCGUCCCGUGAAAAGGCCAUCAUCACCCGCGGACUGGAGUCCUUCUCUUCAUUUUCCUGCAUCCGCUUCAGGCCCACCAGAAGCAGUGACCGUGACUGGCUGAGCAUCGAGUCCCAGAAUGGAUGCUACUCCUUUGUCGGUCGUCGUGGUGGUAAGCAGGUGGUUUCUCUGGCUCGCCAUGGAUGCCUUUAUCAUGGCACUGUCCAGCAUGAGCUGCUCCAUGCUCUCGGAUUCAACCACGAACAGACACGCUCUGACAGAGACAGCCACAUCAGAGUUCUGCUGCAGAAUGUUCAAUCUGGAAUGGAGCACAACUUCAGGAAAAUUGCCACCCUCAACCAGGGCACCUCUUAUGACUACAACUCUGUCAUGCAGUACCACAAGUAUGCUUUCUCUAAGAACAAUCAGCCCACCAUGCUGCCUAUUCCUAACUCCAAUGUAUCAUUUGGCAACGCAAAGGAGAUGAGCCGCACUGACAUCGCCAGGCUCAACAAUCUCUACAAGUGUUAGGAAGCCUUUUGUCAAUGUAACGAAGGAGCCAUUGGGCAUCAGAAUUGCAGCUGUGAAUUCAACAGCAAACUCUGUGAUUUUGCAAUAAAUUUACAUGAACAUGA
This is a messenger RNA of Syngnathus typhle (broad-nosed pipefish), 954 nucleotides long. Its product is annotated as hatching enzyme 1.2-like. Bases 44 to 850 code for a protein of 268 amino acids. The record is from RefSeq and is a predicted model, not a curated record. The transcript is spliced from 9 exons. NCBI's taxonomy places the organism in Eukaryota, Metazoa, Chordata, Actinopteri, Syngnathiformes, Syngnathidae. Gene Ontology annotation, molecular function: metalloendopeptidase activity; zinc ion binding. Gene Ontology annotation, biological process: proteolysis.